This is a messenger RNA of Dentiscutata heterogama, 354 nucleotides long. The record is from the annotation of a GenBank genome assembly. NCBI's taxonomy places the organism in Eukaryota, Fungi, Glomeromycota, Glomeromycetes, Diversisporales, Gigasporaceae.
CUUUAAUGCAGACCUACGAAAUCUCUCAGAAAAUAUUAAUCAAAAUGUUGAAUCUGAGAUUAAUGAUCUCAUUACAAUGAUUGAAAACCUUAAUUUUUCGGAUCCUAUGCAAGUUGAAGAGUUUCUAAAUAUCCCCGAUGAAAAUCUUGCUUAUGAGAUUCCUGAUGAUGAACUUGCGAUUGCAGAGCUUGUAGAAAUUUUUAAGAAUAGCGACACUGUGGAAGAUUUGGAUGAAGUAGACGAAAUAGAUGAUAGCUUAGAGGUUCCUAUAGUUAGUGCUGAUUCUGCACUUGAAGGUUUGGAGACCGCUUAUAUGUAUCUGCUACAACAAGAAAAUACAAGUGAGCAGUUAAA